Closterium sp. NIES-65 is the source of this 315-nucleotide messenger RNA. The record is from the annotation of a GenBank genome assembly. Lineage: Eukaryota; Viridiplantae; Streptophyta; Zygnematophyceae; Desmidiales; Closteriaceae.
AUGGUUCAGAUUUCAGCGCCAUUGUGGGGCCCUGUGGUGGUGACACGUGUCGCUCUCUUUGUCUUCCACGUGUCCAAUGCUCUCGCCCUCAUCAACGCUGCUCCGAUUUUCUUCCUUGAUGGAGAGGCCGUUCUCUCAGACUUCCUCCGCCUGGUUCUCCCUUUUCCCUCGCAUCCUCUCUCCUCCCAUCAUCUGCACCUCCGUCACCAACAGCAAAUCAUUCGCCACCAUCGUAUCCUCACGAGUGUCCUUUAUGGGGGCUCUUUCCUACUUUUCGUCUCCCUGGCUUCAUCUAUAAUGUUUUCUCAUACAUGA